UCACUACAAUCACCGAGCCAGUCUCCAGCAAACCAAGCAACUUUUUUACCAUCCUCAACUUUUCGAAUCUUUCAAAAUGAAGUUCUCUACUAUCGCCCUCGCUGCCCUUACCCAGGUCGCCUCUGCCCACUACUUCUUCGACGUCGCCACCGUCAACGGCAAGGACUCUGCUCCUUUCCAGUACAUCCGAGACUUCACCCGUCCUACCAAGUACAACCCCAUCAAGUUCUCUUCCAACCCUUCUGCCGAUAUCCGCGACAACUCCUUCGCUGAUGGCGAGGACAUCGUCUGCAACCAGGGUGCCGCCACCAAGGGUGCUUCUACUGAGGUUGCCGAUGUCAAGGCUGGUGAUGUGAUCACCUUCAAGCUCGGUGUUGGUGCCAAGAUGGGUCACCCCGGACCUACUCUGGCCUACAUGUCCGCCGCCGGUAGCGAUGUCAAGUCCUACAAGGGUGACGGUGAUUGGUUCAAGAUCAUGGAGGAGGGUGUCUGCAACGCCGGCGGUGACUUCACCAAGGACGCCUGGUGCAACUACGACUCUCCCUCCGCCGAUGUCAAGAUCCCCGAGGGUACCCCCGAUGGCCAGUACCUCCUCCGUGUUGAGCACAUCGGUGUCCACCGAUCCCACGUCAACCAGCCCGAGCACUACGUCUCCUGCAUGCAGGUUUCCGUCACCGGUGGUGGCUCCGGCAAGGUCGACGCCGAGAUGGUCAAGUUCCCCGGUGCCUACAAGGCCACCGACGAGUACGCCAACUUCUCCAUCUACAACGGUGCUAAGGCCUUCCCCAUGCCCGGCCCCAAGGUCUGGGGUGGUGCUACCUCUGCCGGUGGUGCUACUGGCGGCAACGAUGCCCCCGCUUCCACUCCCGCUGCCGGUAACGACGCUCCCGCCACCACCCCCGACGCUGGCAACGGUGCCGCCGCUCCUGAGGCCGGUAACGGUCAGCAGCAGGGUGGUGAGCAGCAGCAGGCUCCUCCUCAGGGCAACCAGGGUGGAUUCCCCGGUCAGCAGCAGGGUAACCAGGGUGGCUUCCCUGGUGCCCAGAGCGCUGGCUCUCCUUGCUCCGCUUAAGCGCGUGCUUUAAAGAUUCGAUUCAAAUAUUGUUUGGUAUUGUCGAUGUGUUGAACGGAGGACCAAGAAGUGGAGGGAAGAGGUUGCAGAUUUCUGGUCAACUUUCAUGUAUAAAAGAGUCCUGUUGAUCGCAUCAAGUUUAUCUGCUAGAUGAGGAAGGGGAUGGUCUGGAACUGUGCUCGUAGUCAUUUUAGCUUUGCUUAAUUUAUCUGAAGCAAUCUGAGGACAAAAAAAAA
Messenger RNA from Fusarium graminearum PH-1, 1308 nucleotides. RefSeq lists its product as uncharacterized. The transcript has a single exon. The record is from RefSeq and is a predicted model, not a curated record. The coding region runs from base 77 to 1072 and encodes 331 amino acids. NCBI's taxonomy places the organism in Eukaryota, Fungi, Ascomycota, Sordariomycetes, Hypocreales, Nectriaceae.